UGUUGCUUUAGCCGUCCGACAGGAGGCGUGUCUCCCCUACGGCCGGAGCGCAGCGCUACCAGCAGCGAGUGCGGGGGAAGCGCCUGAGCUCCUCCAUAGAAACAAAUCAACUUCUUUGUGCUGCUCUGGUGACUCUUCCUGCUCCAGCUCUACCAAGGAUGGAUCUCUUCCCGCGCUGCCCUGCCUAACAUGGAUGCCCAGCCACCUCCAACACCACCAUCAUCUUCCUCAGCUGAGUCGGAGGGCUGUUUCUUCUUCUUCUCCUCUUUCUCCUUGGCGCAGUGAGCGAGCUGGACACGCAGAGGUUGAUUUUUUUUUUUUUUGGUUUUGUUCUUGGCCAGAUGGAUGUGGGGAAACCGUUGUUGCCCAGCCCGCCGGUGCUGCUGAUCAUGCCGUGAGAUUUUCCGCUUCCGCUUUUUUCACUUCACGUUCAAAAAAAAAAAAAAGAAAAGAAGAGAAACAAUCUGGGGGAAUAUACCGAUUCGGGGAAUUUAAAAAAAAAUCCUGUGCAACCAUGAAGAUCACCUCCCUGCUGAUGUUCAACGCCAGAGUCAGGUGCACCGUCAGGCUUCUACUGCUGCUAUUACACUGUUUGGGUUAUUCUCACGGGAUGCCGCACGUCCUCAGAUUUGGUGGGAUUUUCGAGUCCGUCGAGAGUGGCCCGUCAGGCGCCGAGGAACUAGCCUUUAAAUUUGCUUUAAACACAAUCAACAGGAACAGAACCUUACUGCCAAACACCACGCUCACCUACGACAUCCAGAGGAUAAACAUCUAUGACAGCUUCGAAGCCUCCAGGAAAGCCUGCGACCAGCUCUCUCUGGGGGUGGCGGCCAUCUUUGGACCGUCUCACAGUUCCUCGGCCAACGCGGUCCAGUCCAUCUGCAACGCCCUGGGAGUCCCUCACAUCCAAACCAAGUGGAAACACCAGGUAUCGGACAACAGAGACAUCUUCUACGUCAGCCUGUAUCCAGACUUCUCCUCCCUGAGCCGGGCCAUCCUGGACCUGGUCCACUUCUUUAAAUGGAAGACGGUCACUGUGGUUUAUGACGACAGCACUGGAUUGAUUCGGUUGCAAGAACUCAUAAAGGCGCCGUCCCGGUACAACAUCCGGUUAAAGAUCCGGCAGCUGCCUGCAGACACCAAGGAUGCUAAACCGCUGCUAAAGGAGAUGAAGAGGGGGAAAGAGUUCCACAUCAUCUUUGACUGUGGCCACGAGAUGGCUGCUGGGAUUCUAAAGCAGGCUCUGGCCAUGGGGAUGAUGACAGAGUAUUAUCACUAUAUCUUCACCACACUGGAUCUGUUUGCUCUGGACGUGGAGCCGUAUCGAUACAGUGGUGUGAACAUGACGGGCUUCAGGAUCCUCAACACGGAGAACAGCCAGGUGGCCUCCAUCAUUGAGAAAUGGUCCAUGGAGCGCCUGCAGGCUCCGCCCAAACCUGACUCUGGUCUACUGGACGGCUUUAUGACCACGGACGCCGCGCUGAUGUACGAUGCCGUGCACGUGGUGGCCGUGGCUGUGCAGCAGUCUCAGCAGAUCACCGUCAGCUCGUUACAGUGCAACCGACACAAACCCUGGCGCUUCGGCAACCGCUUCAUGGCCCUCAUCAAAGAGGCCCACUGGGACGGCCUGACCGGCCGAAUCACUUUCAACCGCUCCAACGGUCUGAGGACGGACUUUGACCUGGAUGUCAUCAGUCUGAAGGAGGAGGGGCUCGAGAAGAUUGGUACCUGGGAUCCUCCGAGUGGUCUGAACAUGACGGACAACCAGAAGGGAAAGACCACGAACGUCUCUGAUUCGUUAUCUAAUCGCUCCCUGGUCGUCUCCACCAUCCUGGAGGAGCCGUACGUGAUGUUCAAGAAGUCCGACAAGCCGCUGUACGGGAACGACCGCUUCGAGGGCUACUGCAUAGACCUGCUGAGGGAGCUGUCCAGCAUCCUGGGCUUCACGUACGAGGUCCGCCUGGUGGAGGACGGGAGGUACGGCGCUCAGGACGAGAACACGGGCCAGUGGAACGGCAUGGUGAAGGAGCUGAUGGACCACAGAGCUGACCUGGCAGUGGCUCCCCUCGCCAUCACGUACGCCCGCGAGAAGGUUAUCGACUUCUCCAAGCCCUUCAUGACGCUGGGUAUAAGUAUACUGUACCGCAAGCCCAACGGGACCAACCCUGGGGUCUUCUCCUUCCUCAACCCCCUCUCGCCCGAUAUCUGGAUGUAUAUUCUGCUGGCCUACUUGGGUGUCAGUUGUGUGCUGUUUGUCAUAGCCAGGUUUAGUCCCUACGAGUGGUAUAACCCCCACCCUUGCAACCCCGACUCGGAUGUAGUGGAAAACAAUUUCACCCUGCUAAAUAGUUUCUGGUUCGGAGUUGGAGCUCUCAUGCAGCAAGGCUCUGAGCUCAUGCCGAAAGCCCUCUCCACCAGAAUUGUAGGAGGAAUCUGGUGGUUUUUCACGCUCAUCAUCAUCUCCUCCUACACGGCAAACCUGGCGGCCUUCCUCACCGUGGAGAGGAUGGAGUCGCCCAUCGACUCCGCCGACGACCUGGCCAAGCAGACCAAGAUAGAAUACGGGGUGGUGGAGGACGGCUCCACCAUGACCUUCUUCAAGAAAACCAAGAUCUCCACCUAUGAUAAGAUGUGGGAGUUCAUGAGCAGUCGGAGGCACUCAGUGAUGGUGAAGAACAUUGAGGAUGGCAUUCACCGUGUGCUCACCUCGGACUACGCGUUCCUCAUGGAGUCCACCACCAUCGAGUUUGCCACUCAGCGCAACUGUAACCUCACCCAGAUCGGAGGCCUUAUUGACUCCAAAGCCUACGGGGUUGGCACCCCAAUGGGCUCUCCGUACAGAGAUAAGAUCACUAUUGCCAUCCUGCAGCUCCAGGAGGAAGGGAAGCUGCACAUGAUGAAGGAGAAAUGGUGGCGAGGAAACGGCUGCCCGGAGGAGGAGAGCAAGGAGGCCAGCGCCCUCGGGGUGCAGAACAUCGGAGGGAUCUUCAUCGUCCUGGCUGCCGGACUCGUCCUCUCGGUGUUCGUGGCUGUGGGAGAGUUCCUCUACAAGUCCAAACAGAACGCACAACUGGAGAAGGCCCAAUGGCGACAACGAGAUAAGAAACAGGUCCUUCUGCAGUGCCAUGGUGGACGAGCUGAGGGUUUCUCUGAAGUGCCAGCGCCGCCUCAAACACAAACCCCAGCCGCCCGUCAUGGUGAAAACGGAGGAGGUCAUCAACAUGCACACCUUCAACGACCGCAGACUGCCAGGGAAAGAGACCAUGGCGUAACAUGGGAAUCGCAGUCGCUUUUUCACCCUCUCUCCUCCAGUGAGGAGUUCUGCAGAGACACUGGGGAAAGGGGUGGGGGUAAAUGGUAAAAGGGGGGUCAUAAUGGGGUUGUUAUAUCAGACCGUUGGGGUUAUUUUUGAGUGUAGAGCAGAGGUGCUUGGGAAGGAUAUUGACGAAAUGUCAGUCUUGUUUCUUUAUUAAUAGCUAGGGAUAAGAGAUUCAACAAUAUUUCCUGUGGAAAUAACUUGAACCUGGGUGAAAUUUUAAGCAAGUUACCUCAUUACUCUUACCACCUUGGCAACACGGCGAACUACAGGAGCCAGGAUUUUUAAAAACCCAGGAGACAGAGAGGGAGAGAAGUCAGUCCAGAAAUAAAUUCUAAAAAAGAGGGACAAAGUUUGUCUCUUU
This is a messenger RNA of Labrus mixtus (cuckoo wrasse), 3680 nucleotides long. RefSeq names its product glutamate receptor, ionotropic, kainate 2 (gene grik2). Gene Ontology annotation, biological process: modulation of chemical synaptic transmission; monoatomic ion transport; synaptic transmission, glutamatergic. The record is from RefSeq and is a predicted model, not a curated record. Gene Ontology annotation, cellular component: kainate selective glutamate receptor complex; plasma membrane; presynaptic membrane. The transcript has 18 exons. Gene Ontology annotation, molecular function: transmitter-gated monoatomic ion channel activity involved in regulation of postsynaptic membrane potential; kainate selective glutamate receptor activity. NCBI's taxonomy places the organism in Eukaryota, Metazoa, Chordata, Actinopteri, Labriformes, Labridae. The coding region runs from base 194 to 3361 and encodes 1055 amino acids.